CUGGUGGUCGCGGCGGCGCAGGGUAGCUGUGGGAGAGAACCGGAGAACUGUGGGGAGGGAGAGCAAUGACGAAGCAGCAGCUGUGCGUGAGAACUGGCAGGCGGCGGCUGCUGGGAGAGGAUAACCUUAAAGUGUGGUGUUGGGCUGGGUUGGGCUACUUGGUAAUGGGGUUUUUCCUUUUCUUUUUCCUGUUUUUUAUUUUCUAAUAGGCUAGAAUGGGCCUACAAAGAGGCCUUACACUGCACAGGUUGGAGAUGACGCAGGACAGCAGGCCGUUGUCCUCAGAUGAGCUAUGAUUGCUGCAGAAAUUGAAACAACACUGCCUUGUCCUUGCUUCUUUGGAAAGGACAGUUGUACGCUUGCGUUCCCGGUUGCACUACUUGAGAGAUGGAGAUGCCAACACAAAAUUUUUUCACCUACAGGCUCGCUUCCGCAAGAAGAGAAAUUUUAUUUCCCAUUUGGAGAAUGAUGGGAGGACAGUCACCAGCCAUGAUCAAAUACAGGAGAGACGCUAUUGAUUUGAGUUCCCUGGAGGCACCUUUCUCUGAGAAGGAGGUUCGCGACACUAUUGGUGCUCUCCCAUCUGAUAAGGCUCCUGGUCCUGAUGGGUUUACUGGAAAAUUCUACAAAUGUUGUUGGCAUAUUAUUAAAUCAGAUUUGUUGGCAGCCAUUAAUUCACUCCAUCAAGGGAAUACUCACAAGUUGGGGAUGCUGAAUUCAGCUUAUUUAACUCUUCUCCCUAAGAAAGUUGAUGCCUUGUCUGCAAGAGAUUUUAGACCAAUUAGCUUAAUUCAUAGUUUUGCUAAAUUGGUCACCAAAAUGCUUGCUAAUAGAUUGGGACCCUAUCUGCAGGAGUUGGUGGCAUCUAAUCAGAGUGCCUUUGUGAGAGGCCGAUUGAUUCAUGAUAACUUUAUGUUGGUGCAGCAUUCAAUUAAAUCUCUCCACAAGAAGAGUCUCUAGUUUGCUCUUGAAGUUGGAUAUCUCCAAAGCUUUUGACUCGGUCUCUUGGGCCUUCUUGUUUGAAGUGCUUUCAUAUCUUGGGUUUGGUCCUGUGUGGCGAAAUAUGAUCUCCAAUAUUCUGGCCUCUUCUUCUACGCAAGUGCUUUUGAAUGGGUCUCCUGGUAUUCCUAUUAGGCACCGGAGAGGGCUUCGCCAGGGUGAUCCUCUCUCUCCAAUGUUGUUCGUAUUGGUUAUGGAUAUUCUCAAUAGUCUGUUUAAUCUGGCUGAAAAUAGGGGGCUGCUGCACAACUUGGUGGGUGCUAAUAUCCGAAACAGACUGUCCAUUUAUGCUGAUGACGUGGUCCUUUUUGUUCAACCUUUUGAGGAAGAUUUUCAAUGUGUCAAAACGAUUUUGGACUGCUUUGGUUCAGCCACGGGAUUGGUAUCUAAUUUGCAAAAAAGUUUCGUUAUCCCAAUCAGGUGUAAUGAGCAGGCGGUACAGAUGAGCUGCAAUAUUCUUCAGUGCACUUCUUCCUCUUUUCCUUGCACUUAUUUGGGGCUGCCGAUUUUAGAUAAAAAGCUCAGAAAAUCUGAUCUCAUGAUUUGGGUUGAGAAAGUUGCAGACCGACUUCCUAAUUGGAAGGCUCGGUUGCUUAGUCUUGCUGGCAGGACAGCUAUGGUGCGCUUUGUGCUUUCAGCCAUCCCGAUCUACCUUCUCAUUGCCAUGAAAAUCCCCAAGUGGGUGAUUAAUUCUAUAGACAAGAUUCAGAGAGGAUUUAUUUGGAAAGGAAGAAAGAAGGUAAAUGGUGGCAAUUGCCUUGUGUCGUGGGACAUUGUUACAAGGCCUUUGGAUCUCGGUGGGCUUGGGAUUUCUAACCUGCUGUACCAGCGUUGGGCGCUGCAAGCUAAAUGGUUAUGGUUAGAAAAAACUGAUCCUAACAAGCUGUGGUCUGGUUUGGACUUGUCUAUUCAACAACUUGUCAAGAGAUUCUUUACUUCUUCUAUUGUUUCCCUAGUUGGUAAUGGGUAUAAUACAUUAUUUUGGACAGAUCGGUGGUUGGAUGGGUCUUGUAUCCAAGAUUUUGCCCCUGCUGUUGUGGCUAAUGUUGGGAAACGAGCUAUUUCUUCUAGAACGGUGGCCCAUGCUCUUCAAAACUGGCAGUGGAUCAAUGACAUUGAGACCCCUCUUAAUUUGCCUGGGCUGCAACAAUAUCUUAACCUUUGGGAUGCAUUAAGGGGAGUGGUGCUCACUCAGGAGGCUGAUCGACAUGUGUGGAUUCAUUCUUCCUCUGGUCAGUUCUCUUCGAAGUCGUGUUAUAGGACCUUCUUCAUGGGUUCGAUUACCUUCGAACCAUGGAAGAGGUUAUGGAAGACUUGGGCUCCACCCAAAUGCAAAUUUUUUCUUUGGUUGGCAAUAAGAAAUAAAUGUUGGACAGCUGAUAGACUGCAGAAAAGAGGGUUGGCUUAUCCUGAGGUUUGUCCUUUAUGUGAUCAAGAUUCGGAGAAUAUCCAACACCUCCUUUGCACUUGCAUUUUUGUGCGGCAAUUUUGGUUCUACAUUCUCUCUUCAUUGGGACUAGCUAAUCUUUCCCCUACCUCUGAUGAGUCCACUUUUGCUGACUGGUGGGAGAAGGUGUGUAAGCAAGUGCACAAAUCCAAAAGAAGAGGCUUUAACGGUAUCAUCAUCUUGGGGGCUUGGUGUUUAUGGCUUCACCGUAAUAAGGCGGUUUUUGAUGGCGUCAGGCCUUCCAUUCAUGGAAUAAAAUCAGUUUUUCUGGAUGAGUUUGAGUGCUAGAGGCUUGCCGGUGCUAGACAUCUUGAGGCUUUGGGUCCUGGUGCUGCAAUUUUCAGAUCAAGGGUUCUAUUGGGGGCUUAGUGAAGAGCAGUUGUGUGGGUGUGUGGCCUGCUAGCACUUAUGCUGUUGUCCUUUUGCGUGCUGCUGUUUCCAUGCGCAGAAGUAAGCUGCAGUUCUGUGCGUAGCAGGAAUUGGUGGUCUUGUGUUUGGCCAGGAUUUGGUGGUCUUGGUGUUUGGCCUUUUGUGGCAUUGUACUUUGGUCCAUUUUGGACUGUUUUCUUCUCUUAAUUUAAUGAUGCGCAGCUCUCCUGCGCGUUCACGAAAAAAAACAGUUGUGCUACUUGUUUAUUAGCUUCUAAUUAGUGAUAUAUAACUAAUAUUUGGUCUAUUUUUUAUAUUUAUCAAUAUAAUUAAGGCGUCGCCUCGCCUUAGGGUUUACCGCUUAUAAGUUAAAAAGGGGGUCGAUCGCCUUAUGUCGCCUUAACACUUUAAUAACUAGGACCUGCACUUGUUUUAAAUUUUAUCCUACAUGUUGCCAAAAAAAAACAAGGAUAAGGCUGCCCAUAGUUCUCCCCAUACCCCACAAGUGUUCACCCUUUUUUGUCCAGAAUCAUAUAAAACAGGUGCAAACCAUGCCCUAGGACGAGUGAGGUGUUUUUUUUGGUGAUUUCGUAGCGAGAACAUUAUUUUUUGUCAUAUGGCAGUCACAUCAUUUACAUGGAGAUGAGAGAGGGGGAGAGAUAGGGAAUGCGGUAGAUAGAGAUUAACUGUGGAAGAGUCUGUCAUAUUGAUAACUAACAAUAAACUUCUUCCUAAUAAAGUCAAAUGAGGCGUUCGAUUAUUAAUGGGUCACCUAAGCACUUUCUUGUAUCAUCUUAUUCAUAUGUUUCUUAUACCAAAUUAAAUUCUAACUUCUGCUAAGUAACAUACUAAUGUGCCUGCACAUUUUCUCAAAAAGAAGCUACCAUCUUUUGUCUUUUGCAUUCUGUCUUAUGCUUUGAUAUCUU
Zea mays is the source of this 3741-nucleotide messenger RNA. RefSeq lists its product as uncharacterized. The coding region runs from base 902 to 2734 and encodes 610 amino acids. The record is from RefSeq and is a predicted model, not a curated record. Lineage: Eukaryota; Viridiplantae; Streptophyta; Magnoliopsida; Poales; Poaceae. The transcript is spliced from 2 exons.